Pteropus alecto (black flying fox) is the source of this 3042-nucleotide messenger RNA. It is a transcript of the gene FKBP9, whose product is annotated as FK506 binding protein 9. The transcript is spliced from 10 exons. Gene Ontology annotation, molecular function: calcium ion binding; peptidyl-prolyl cis-trans isomerase activity. The record is from RefSeq and is a predicted model, not a curated record. NCBI's taxonomy places the organism in Eukaryota, Metazoa, Chordata, Mammalia, Chiroptera, Pteropodidae.
GCGGAGGAGAGGGGGUGGCUGCUGCCGCUCCGGGAGGGCCGGGAGCCUUUUCCACGUUUGCAAACGCAGCUGCGCCCAGGCCGGCUCCGCGCCCGCCGCGCGCUCCUCUCCUCGCUUCCCCCGAUGGCGUUCAGGGCCCGGGGCUGGCGGCCCCCACCGCCGCCGCUGCUCCUGCUGCUGCUCUGGGUGACCGGGCAGGCAGCGCCCGUCGCGGGCCUGGGCCUGGGUUCCGACACGGAGCUGCAGAUCGAGCGACGCUUCGUGCCCGACGAGUGCCCGCGCACUGUGCGCAGCGGCGACUUCGUGCGCUACCACUACGUGGGGACAUUCCCCGACGGCCAGAAGUUCGACUCCAGCUAUGACAGAGACUCCACUUUCAACGUGUUCGUGGGGAAAGGACAGCUGAUUGUAGGGAUGGACCAGGCUCUGGUUGGUAUGUGCGUGAAUGAGAGGCGUUUCGUGAAGAUACCUCCGACGCUCGCUUAUGGAAGUGAAGGCGUUUCUGGUGUGAUCCCCCCUAAUUCAGUGCUUCAUUUCGAUGUCCUCCUGAUGGAUAUUUGGAACGCUGAAGAUCAGGUUCAGAUUCACACUUACUUCAAGCCCCCCAGUUGCCCUCGGACCAUCCAGGUGUCGGAUUUUGUAAGGUACCACUACAACGGAACGUUCUUGGACGGGACGCUAUUCGAUUCGAGUCACAAUCGCAUGAAAACGUAUGACACGUACGUGGGGAUCGGCUGGCUGAUCCCCGGGAUGGACAAAGGGCUGCUGGGGAUGUGUGUGGGGGAGAAGCGUGUUAUCACCAUUCCUCCUUUUCUGGCCUAUGGAGAAGGCGGAGAUGGUAAGUCCUUCUAACCUUCUGAGCCUCUCGUGUUUGAUGUUGCGUUGUUGGACCUUCAUAACCCCAAGGAUGGCAUUUCCAUUGAGAAUAAGGUAGUACCUGAAAACUGUGAGCGGCGAAGUCAGAGUGGGGACUUCCUCAGGUAUCAUUAUAAUGGCACACUUCUGGACGGCACCUUCUUUGAUUCCAGCUACUCCAGGAACCGCACCUUUGACACGUACAUCGGGCAGGGCUACGUGAUCGCUGGCAUGGAUGAAGGUUUGCUCGGUGUGUGCAUUGGCGAGAAGCGGAGGAUCGUGGUCCCGCCUCACCUGGGGUAUGGCGAGGAAGGGCGAGGGAACAUCCCUGGCUCGGCCGUGCUGGUGUUUGACAUCCACGUGAUCGACUUCCACAACCCCGCGGACUCCAUCAGCGUCACCUCCCACUACAAGCCCCCCGACUGCUCGGUGCUGAGCAAGAAGGGGGAUUACCUCAAGUACCACUACAACGCCUCGCUUCUGGACGGGACCCUGCUGGACUCCACGUGGAAUUUAGGCAAAACAUAUAAUAUCGUUUUGGGAUCUGGACAAGUCGUGUUGGGAAUGGAUAUGGGUCUCAGAGAGAUGUGCGUUGGAGAGAAACGGACGGUGAUCAUUCCGCCCCACCUGGGCUAUGGGGAGGCUGGCGUGGACGGAGAAGUGCCUGGCAGUGCGGUGCUGGUGUUUGACAUCGAGCUGCUGGAGCUCGUGGCUGGCCUGCCUGAGGGCUACAUGUUCGUAUGGAACGGAGAAGUGUCCCCCAACCUCUUUGAAGAAAUUGACAAGGAUGGCAAUGGAGAAGUCCUCCUGGAAGAGUUCUCAGAGUACAUUCAUGCCCAGGUGGCAUCGGGCAAAGGCAAACUCGCUCCCGGUUUUGAUGCCGAGAUGAUUGUGAAGAACAUGUUCACCAACCAGGACCGGAAUGGAGAUGGCAAGGUCGUGGCGGAGGAAUUUAAACUCAAAGACCAGGAGGCCAAACAUGACGAACUCUAAACCUGCUGUGAGUCACUCGUGUGACACCAAGCCCCCCGUCGUGGCACACCGUGCCGUGAGGGCGCGAGGGCCUCUCAGAAGGCGAAUCGUCAGCAAGUGGGAGCGAGUCAGCAUCUGGGGCAUACAUCAGGGGUGGGUCGAUGCACACGGUGAGAAUUUUAGGCCGAAUGCCAUGAUAUUAAACAAAAUCGGUGUGAGGUGCCUUCGCGUGGGCUGUGUAGGAUAUCGAAAAGGCCGCACUGCCAAUCAUUGUUUUGUGAGCCUUUGGGUAGUUUUGUUACUAACGGAAAAUAGUGUCAUACAGAAGUUAAAGCUAGCUUUAAGGGAACAGAAGAAAAAGUGACCAGGAUAUUUAUGUAAAGAGGGUUAGGAAAAAAAUUUUUUUAACUUUGCUGACGUGUUUUUUUUGUUUUUUUUUUCUUUUUUAACACGUGUUCUCCCAAUGGGCAGAAGAGACAUAGGGCAUGCCCCAGCAGGAUUUCUGGAAAGCCUCAGAAAACUUUUCUCAGUGGCCUGUACAGGCUCUGGUGAUGCCCAGCCUCCACCUUCCCUUACACACACACGUACACACACACGCUUUUCUAGUUAAUCACACCCCACAGCAUUGUGGUUCCCUGACUAGCCAGGUAACUUGGAGGUUAAAAAGAACAUCAGUGGACCAAGCAAAAGGUACCUAGGACCACGGGUCGAGAAUCUGUUUCUGCAUUUGCCACGUGAGAUUAUCUGCUUUACUCUUUCUUAUUUCCGUCCCACUGUCCCGUAGUGCACCCUGUGCCCUCCCUGACCCCUUUGAUCAGACAGAUAUGCACAGGGCUGGUGGCUAAGCCGGACUCCGGAGUAUCUCACUGUGGCCGAGGUGCAAGUGUCAUCGUAACAGAUGAGCACAGACAAUGUGACAUAUUUCUGCUGCCCAUGUGUGUCCUAGAGAGGGAGGUGCCCCAAAGCCCGGAGCUUCUCCCUGCACAGGAAAGCAAGGACACGGUAACUGCUGGCCUGUGUCGCCAUGUGAUGCAGUAACCACCUUGUCACCUUAUGUCCUCUGUUCCCAACUAGUGGUGGCACUCACCCUGAAGUAAUCAAUGAUUUUUUUUUUUCUGAAAUUGCUUUAUUUUACUAAUUUAAACUGUUUUGUGCUGAUGUAGCUCCACGAAGAUGCCAUGCACUCAUUCAGCAGAAUAAAUGUUGGAAAACUGA